AUGAAACUACCAACCAAUCUAUCUGGAUAUAAGAGGAUUUUACAAGCAACUAUACCACCCAUCUUCCUAACUGCUACUUUCUCAGGAACUCUUGGUAUAUUAGCUGCAUGCAUCGGAAUAUUAGCAAUAUUGAGUGAAAGAAACAUGAUCAUGUAUCUGCAUCUAUGUGCUUUGACCAUUGUAAUAUUUAUGGAAAUAGGCAUAGCAUUGACAUCCUCUUUAAUGAAAGAUCAAUUCUUCACUGAAGCUCAUCGUUCGUUAAAUACGAAUGUUAAACAAUAUUGGACAAAUCUUCGUUAUCAAAUAGAAUUUGAUGAUUUACAAACAACAUUCCGUUGUUGUGGGGCUGAUUCAUCCAACGAUUAUCCACAUGUUAAACAACUUCUACCGAUUUCAUGUUUGUCUGGAAUAAAACCAUAUUCACUGGGAUGCAUUGAUGCAUUGAAUGAAUUUGUACAAUAUUACAAAAACAUUCUGAUCUAUUUAUGCUUCAGUUUUGGAAUAAUUCAUGGUAUCUACUUGGUGUUCUCAGUUGUGAUGGUUUGUAAAUCUAAACAUGGAAACACUCGAUCUACACAAACCUCUUGUUGA
Schistosoma intercalatum is the source of this 591-nucleotide messenger RNA. The record is from the annotation of a GenBank genome assembly. Lineage: Eukaryota; Metazoa; Platyhelminthes; Trematoda; Strigeidida; Schistosomatidae.